Messenger RNA from Rhagoletis zephyria (snowberry fruit fly), 3657 nucleotides. It is a transcript of the gene Mmp1, whose product is annotated as Matrix metalloproteinase 1. Gene Ontology annotation, molecular function: zinc ion binding; metalloendopeptidase activity. NCBI's taxonomy places the organism in Eukaryota, Metazoa, Arthropoda, Insecta, Diptera, Tephritidae. Gene Ontology annotation, biological process: extracellular matrix organization; collagen catabolic process; proteolysis. Gene Ontology annotation, cellular component: extracellular matrix. The record is from RefSeq and is a predicted model, not a curated record.
CGGCAGCUUUCCGGUAGUGAUCACACAAUCAGUGGGUGACGAACUGCCGCAUCGCGUUUAGCGUAGUGUCAGUUAAACUUCGUUCGCAGUGCUGGGCGGUUGUGUUUUAGACGUGAUCAGUUUUUCGGUUCUGACUAAUUAACCAAUAUUUUUUAAGUUAAAAUGACGGCCGUUAACGACAAAACUGCGCACAUAACUGAAUACUAAUGUGAAUAAGUGCAAUAUGUAUGUGUACAUAUACAUAUGUUAAAUACGUGUUGAAUUAUUGAACUAAAAAUUAGUUCAGCUUCAUUUCGUGUCGCGUUUCGACCAUUUUCAACCGCUACAGACAUAUACUAAAUCGCGAACGUUUAUGUGCAAAGUGAAUUCAAUCUAUCCCAGUUCAUUCAGUUGCAUAGAAGUAACAGGCUGCGCCAAAUCCAGUUACCAACGACUGCAAUCGUAUUCUUCGAAUUGUUAAAUAAAAAUCCAAAAUCAAAUCACAUCGAGUAUCCAGUCUGAAGUUAUUGUUUUCGUACAAACUCGAUUACAGAACUGAGCAGAAGAAGUCGGAAAUUGAUCAAAAAUUGUGAUAGUGGCUGUGGGAUUAUAAAUGACGUCAUAUAAUAAUUUAAGGAGAGGAGAUACCGCGACGAAAGGAUUCGAAGACUACUUCUCAAUCAAUUCAAGGCGAAGUCGAACAUCACCCAUUGAAAACGUUCGGCAACAAGCAAUUGAUAUAUUUGCCAGUAAAAUGUGCUCCUGUCACCAAUAUUCAGUAUUCAUAGGUUUAGCCAUAUUAUUAGCCGUAAUCUGUAAUGUCAGCAGCAGCCCCGUGCAGACGACCACGCAGGCCGAGAUUUAUCUAUCGCAAUUCGGCUAUCUACCCGCUUCAGCUCGUAAUCCUGCCAAUGGAGGUCUGCUCGAUGCAAGUACAUGGACUAAAGCUGUGCAAGAUUUCCAAAGUUUUGCCGGCCUUAAUGUAACGGGAGAUUUGGAUAAUGAGACUUUGGAAUUAAUGUCACUGCCGCGAUGUGGCGUGCGAGAUAAGGUGGGCUUUGGUACCGAUAGUCGCUCAAAACGUUAUGCUCUGCAGGGAAGUCGAUGGCGGGUAAAAGCUCUGACCUAUAAAAUUUCGAAGUACCCGAAACGUCUUAAGCGCAAUGAUGUUGAUGCCGAAAUAGGCCGCGCCUUCAGUGUAUGGAGUGAUUUUACAGAUCUAUCAUUUACUCCCAAAGCUUCAGGACCCGUUCAUAUCGAAAUUAAGUUUGUUGAAAGCGAACAUGGUGAUGGCGAUGCAUUUGACGGUGUUGGGGGCACACUAGCACAUGCAUUCUUCCCUGUUUUCGGUGGAGACGCUCAUUUUGACGAUGCCGAAUUAUGGACGAUCGGAUCACCACGUGGAACGAAUCUUUUCCAAGUGGCUGCCCACGAAUUUGGUCAUUCGUUAGGUUUGUCGCAUUCAGACGUCCGCUCUGCGUUGAUGGCACCUUUUUAUCGAGGGUUCGAUCCAGUAUUUAAACUUGAUUCCGACGAUGUUUUGGCUAUACAGGCUUUGUAUGGUAAAAAAACUGGCGGAGUGGGCGAUCGUGGUGGAUUCCCGAAAAGUACCCAAAGGCCGGUCUAUGCUCCUCCAAAAGCGCCCCGAGACGACCUCAUUUGCAAGGACCCAAAAGUGGACGCUCUAUUUAACUCGGCCGAUGGGCAGACAUAUGCUUUCAAGGGCAACAAGUACUACAGACUCACCGAAAACUCUAUUGCAGACGGUUAUCCCAAACUUAUUUCGGAGGGCUGGCCUGGUUUACAAGGUGAUAUCGAUGCUGCGUUCACAUACAAGAAUGGAAAAACCUACUUUUUCAAGGGUACCAAAUACUGGCGGUACAAUGGGCGACAAAUGGAUGGUGAUUAUCCAAAGGAAAUCAGCGAAGGCUUCACCGGUAUCCCAGAUCAUUUGGAUGCUGCUAUGGUAUGGGGCGGCAACGGAAAAAUUUACUUCUACAAAGGCAGCAAAUUCUGGCGUUUCGACCCAUUAAAACGACCGCCUGUGAAAUCCAGUUAUCCGAAACCUAUUUCAAACUGGGAGGGCCUGCCCAACAAUAUUGAUGCUGCAUUACAGUACACCAAUGGAUAUACGUACUUUUUCAAGGGUGACAAGUACUACAGAUUCAACGACAGGACAUUUUCGGUCGAUGCAGCAAAUCCACCAUUCCCACGACCAUCUGCCCACUGGUGGUUCGGCUGUAAAAAUGUUCCUUCAUCGACAGGUAAUAUUCUUGAAAAUGAUGAAGAAUCGCGUUUGCAUUCAGCAUACAACAAUGACGAAAAUGACGAGUCACUACAAUUCGAUGCAGGAAAUGAUGACCAUCAAGCGCACGACGAAUCCCCGGAAGCUGAUGCCUCAAGACAAAGCAAUUCCGCCCGGAAAUUUCAAGGAGCGCAAAUCUGGAGCACGCUGCUGACGACGGCAUUGAUGAUGUUCAUGUAUAAAUUUAAGAGCAGCUAAAACAUUAACUAGGAGAUAAUAAAUCUGCAUAUACAAAUGUACAUAUCCAUAUGUACAAAUACAUAUGUAUAUACAUAUGAGCUACAUACAUAUGUAUGUAGGCAUUAAACUAAAGCCAUAUCAACGAUUGUUAUGUAUGCUAGAUAUGAAGAUAAAGGAUGGGUGCAUUCACCCUAAUGCAAUUCAAAUGAAUUUUGCCAGUUAUUCUUUAAGCGUUGUGAACAUGGAAACUAGCUUUAAUAAAAUCCAUAAAUACUUUUUUGCAUACUUAUACUGUUAAUAUUGUAUGUAAGACCAUUUCUUAGAUUAAGUUAAGUAGGUGGGAAUGAAUUGUGACAUUUAACGUUUUCAUUUGUAAAAUAUGUAUUCACUUGCUUUAAACGAAAUCGAAAAGAAAUAAUUCUGUAAACCCCAAAAGGCAUCGCUUUGAAAUACUGAAGAAAUUCCUGUACCAAUUCUUACAUAAAUGAGUGACUCUUCACUGGCGCUCGAUUUGACUAUACAUUGGUAUGCAUUAUCGUCCCUCCAAACGGAAUUGAUCACUGAAAAAAAUUUAAAUUUUUGAAACGAUCUGUAACUCAGCAAGAGGAAAUAAAUUUCAAUUGCAGUUCAGUUUGAAACCAAAAUUUAUAUUAUUGUGAAUACCCUUUUAAAUUCAUAGACACCUAUUAAAUUUAAUAAAAUUAGUAAAUAGCUACAAAAAGAUAUCGAAAAAUUCCGUAUUUAUACAUAAAUGAAGGAAUCAGAAAUAAAGUAACUAUGUACAUACAUUCCACAAUUUACAUAUUUCUAUAUCAAGAAUGGAGUGAUAGUAUUGGCAUAUUAUUUAAUUUAUGUGUACAUAUGUAGGUGCAUUAUUUGCCAACAAAAAUUAGAAAAAGUAUGUUCUCCUGCCUUGAAGUCGUUGUACAGUAAAUAUAAAUUAUGUUAUAUAAAUAAGGAAUAUUUGUAAGAUAUUAUUGUAAAAGAAUAUAAUGUGUUAUAUCAAAAUAUAUAGUUUAGCAAUACUUAUAAACAAAUAACAUUACAUAAAUAAUAUGUAUGUAUAUAUGUAUUUCAUAUGUAGACAAAUUCGAAUAACGGAAUUAAUAUUUAACUCCGAAUAUUGUAGUCAUUUGAGAAUUGUACAUACACGAAUAAGUUUAAAUGCAUCAGUCUUGACAUACAUACAAAAA